This is a messenger RNA of Fimicolochytrium jonesii, 1221 nucleotides long. RefSeq lists its product as uncharacterized. NCBI's taxonomy places the organism in Eukaryota, Fungi, Chytridiomycota, Chytridiomycetes, Spizellomycetales, Powellomycetaceae. The annotation marks the transcript as partial. The transcript is spliced from 2 exons. The record is from RefSeq and is a predicted model, not a curated record.
CACUGUAGCUACCCACGGACUGGCCUUAUUGCUGCGCGCCAUUCCUGCGACAUGGCUUGGCUGCCAACCUGCAGGAAUUGAUGCUCUACAAUGCGAUUUCCGAUAUGGAAACACUGCAAAUCUUGUUGAACGAGUCUCAAUCGCUCCGCGUCCUGGUUCUGGUUGGCCGACCGCAACAACCAGGCUUUUAUGGAACUUAUAGAGCACCGGAGAUUGGGGGCGCUUUGGCAAAAAUAAAGCGGCUGAACCAAUUACGAAGUCUGACACUUCAUGGUAUCAGUGGUUUUCAUUCCGCGGAAUGGCCAACAAUACUUGAAGGUUUGAGCCAGCAUCGGCAACACCUCUCCCCCAUCGGGGUCACGAACAUCCUGGAUGCACUGCCAAGACUGGAACACCUCGAGCUCUUCAGCGUCUGCAAAAUGCCAACCCAUCUAGACCUGGGUUCCUUCCGGAUCACAGACCCAAUGCUGCGACAGCGACAAGAGGCGGAAGACAUCCUUACCCAACAUCAUCGGCCUCUUUUCGCCCAUCCCACUCCGGUUCUUUUCCUACCCGUCGUUCAGGAGAUGGAAUACGACAUGCGCCCAGAUCUGGAGGUUUGGUCCGGGCCCGAGCCGGGACCUUUCGCAGCCCACCAAUUCAGAGAGGGCGAUCCGGAAGGCCCGCCGAAUGCGGUUGACGUCGGGUACGAUAAGCCGACCAAGCAGUGGUUUUUGAGAGGCGUUGCUGCUGAGUGAAGGAUGAAAGUCUGAACAAACGGGGGAGACGUGGUGGGAAACAUUGAGGAGCGGGUUGUCGGCAAACGAACUUGACAGCGUUGGCAGGUUACGGGUUUAGCUACACCGCUGGGUCGUUUUGGACAGUUUCUUGUAAGGUUUUGGAUCACGUUUUGGAUGUCUUGUGUUUUGAAUCGUAAUAUGAAUUUUUGGAAUGCCUCACAUCCGCGGAGCCCGAAAUAAACCAUUUGGGUUGGAUGGGCAACUGAUAAUGUUGCCGUGAUGGUCCCUAUGGUCGUAUGACAGGCCGGCCAAGAGGGGGAAGGGCGAGAGCGAGAGCGAGAUGAAGUCACGCCGCCGCCCAACUCCUCACCGCCCUGCUCGGCGCCGGCUACCAACACCAAUCCCGCUCCACGCAGGUCACCACCAUCCUCGGCAGCGUCCUCACGGUCCGCAGGGAGACGAUCGAGGAUAGGGAGAAAGAAAUCCAAUUUGACAAUCGGGC